AUGGAGGGUGGUAUUCGCCCAAAAAGGCAGUCAAUCCUCAUUGGACAACGUUCGCUCGAUGUCUAUGGCGAAGCUGAAAAAGGGCCAAAAUUUGUCGUUUGGGUUAUCAGUGUGUUCCGACGAUGGGGAUUUAUUAUCGCCGAUUGGUCAUGGACGGCUAUUAUUAUAUGUCUUAUUAUUUCUGCUCUAUCAAUGGUGAAAAUCGUGCUUACACCGCAACGAAACGAGAUCACAGGAUACACUCCUUAUGGAGCUCGUGCUAAGGACGAGUUCCUAGAAUAUCAGAACUUCUUCUCUUCCCAAGGUUUGCCAGUAGCUCCGUAUCUUUUCGUUGUCGCUAAGGAUAAUGGCAGUAUGAUAAGGCCAGAUUGCAUGCGUGAAACUGUGAAGAUCCUGAAUUAUGCGAUGAACAACAUCACGAUGCUAAAUCGAAUUACUGGACAGAACGAAAGCUUCAAUCAGUUCUGUGAUAGUUUCUGUCAGCUGAACGAACCUAUACGACAGUUUUACAACGGGUAUGUCAUCAUCACCGAACCAGGUGCUGAACCUACAUCGAGAAUAAAACUCUCCUAUCCUAUUUCUUCAGUAUUCGGCCGUACAUUCAGCUUACAGCCAAACUUCUUUGGAGUUGAACUCUACAAUGACACAGAUGAUGCAAUUCCUAGACUUCUUGGAGGCCCUGAUAUUGACACAGUGAUAAACGGCUCGGAUGUGGUGCCUGAACUUCCGCGCGUUACCAAUAUGAAGUCAGUAAAGAUGUUGGCAAUGCAGUUUAGAGCAGAGCACAAACCUGGAUGGACAGAUGCAGACGUCAAGGCGUGGGAAAUGAAAAUGACAGAAGUGUUUGAGCGUCAGUAUCAUUCUGAUAUCGUCAAAGUCUAUGCUUACUCCCAAUCGUAUGUCGAAGAAGAAAUGGUUCGAGGAGGAAUAAUAAUGAUACCGUAUUUGGUGGUCGGUUUCGCUAUCAUGUGUGUAUGCAGCAUAGUGUCUGUCAUGACCAGAGCAUUGUACAUGCACCAGGAGAACUGGUACAAGACCGCUCUGGCUGUUAUGGCAUGUCUCACACCUCUACUUGCCUGUUCUACGGCUUUGGCUGCGAUGUUCAUGUGCGGAAUCCGAUUCGCUUCUAUCUUAUGCGUUAUUCCGUUCCUGGUGCUUUCUAUAGGCGUGGAUUCUUCUUAUUUGAUGAUUCACGAAUGGCAGCGAGUCACUGAGCACAUGAGAGAAACCCCAAAGAAAAAGGACAGUGUAGGCCAUCGGAUGAGUGAGGUUCUUUCUGAGGUGGGACCAGCUAUUUUGAUCUCGUGUUUGACCAAUGUGUUCGCCGAUUUCGUAGGUUCGUUCACUUCAUCUCCAGAGAUCACACUUUUGUGCACCGGUAACAUGCUCUCGAUGUGCAUGGCUUUUGUGUAUCAGAUGACAUUCUAUGCUGGUUUGAUGUCAAUCGUAGGACGUUGUGAGAUUGAUGGUGACCUCGUGGAGAAGAAUAGAAUGGAGAUCAGCAUUGCAGAGAACCGUGUUAAUAUCGCUAGACAUCAUCGCCCCCUCACUCGGCAACCGUCGAAAUUCCACGAAGCAACUAAGCCGGUGAUUAGCAAAUUCAUGAGGGACUACGUGAAAUUCAUGACGACUCCGGCGGUAUACGUGGGCAUAUUCGUCAUCUACGUUUCAUACCUCGUCUUCAGCAUAUACGGAAUAACUAUAAUCAACAUCAGCUUGACAGCAACUAAACUGUUCGCGACAGAUUCUCCUUUGCUUGAGCUUGACAAAUAUCGUGUCAAGUAUCAAGUGCCUAGUUAUUCAAUGGCUACUGUAUUUGUAUCGAAUCCCGGAAACUUAUCAGAUCCUCAUCGGCUGCAUCGAAUAAACCAGUUUGUCGAGGAGAUGGAACAUCUUAAUGGAACAUGGGGUAAAAAUUGGGGUCCAGUUGGCACAAAGUUCUUUAUGCGAGACUACGCAAAUUUUCAGCAAACUUUUGCCGAUGCUGAUGAUGAGUUCACGGAACCAGAGGACAAUGUGGAAACCACAACAUCAGCUGUUGUGGAGGUGAAACACUUUAGUGAUGAUGAACUGAAAUACUUCUUAAAAUGGCCAGAGUACGACUACUGGGCUGGGUUUGUGAAACUCAGAAAUGGAACGCAUGAAGGAGAGGAGCAUCUUGACCGAUUCUUCUUCACCACUGGAUUUCAUGGAGAAGCGCUUUGCGAUUGGAAUCAGCGUGGGCAAAUGCUACACGAGUGGCGGAGAGUGGUGGACAACUUCAGAGAGUUCAAGCCCACUGUCUUCCACGAAGACGGAGUUUAUCUGGAUCUCAUCGACAACAUGACUACCGACACCUGGCAGUCAGUGCUUGGAACUCUUGUUGGUAUGGCUUUCGUGUGUUUUAUAUUCCUCAAUAACUUUUUCACGGUCGCUAUCGCCAGUCUAUCAGUGCUUUCCAUUUGUGCAGGAAUUCUGGGCAUCUUAUCUUGGUGGGGAGUAGAUCUCGACCCAAUCACUAUGGCCGCCACAAUUAUAUCCAUCGGCUUCUCCGUUGAUAUACCAGCACAUGUAUCAUAUCACUACUACCAAGCUUCACUCCAAGAAGGCCCUGCAUCCAGACCAGCUGAUCGGCUAGCGAACUGUCUUUCAUCUGUUGCUUUUCCUGCAGUUCAAGCUGCCCUCAGUACUAUACUUUGUGUUUGCAGCCUGUUAUUCGUCAACCUCUACAUGGCUCAAGUGUUUGUAAAAACAAUGGUUUUAUGUGUGGUGUUGUGUAAUUUGCACGGAUUGUUGUUUCUACCAGCGAUCUUGAUUAUGCUCGAUUCCAUUCGAUGGGCUCUCCGUCCCAAGGGAGCAGCUGCACAAGCAAAACUACCGCCGCAGAAAGCAUCCAGAACUAAGCAGAAAAAUGCUAGGAUCGCUCCCGAGAAGAGUUUUGUCACCGAUCGCCCUGAGGUUUGA
Messenger RNA from Necator americanus (New World hookworm), 2943 nucleotides. RefSeq lists its product as uncharacterized. Gene Ontology annotation, biological process: endocytosis; molting cycle, collagen and cuticulin-based cuticle. The record is from RefSeq and is a predicted model, not a curated record. The transcript has 27 exons. Gene Ontology annotation, cellular component: plasma membrane; cytoplasmic vesicle membrane. The coding region runs from base 1 to 2943 and encodes 980 amino acids. Lineage: Eukaryota; Metazoa; Nematoda; Chromadorea; Rhabditida; Ancylostomatidae.